Molecule: messenger RNA, 1442 nt
Organism: Spinacia oleracea (spinach)
Lineage: Eukaryota; Viridiplantae; Streptophyta; Magnoliopsida; Caryophyllales; Amaranthaceae
Exons: 10
Coding region: 215-1174 (319 amino acids)
Biological process (GO): ubiquitin-dependent protein catabolic process; ERAD pathway
Cellular component (GO): VCP-NPL4-UFD1 AAA ATPase complex
Molecular function (GO): polyubiquitin modification-dependent protein binding
Source: RefSeq, a predicted model, not a curated record
AAAUUCAGAAUAUCGAUCGGAGAGGGCAAUCGUCGAUUUGUCUUCCCAAAUACACCUGCAAUUCCCAACUCUCUCUCUUUCUCUCUCUUCUCUCCCGCUUCCUAAUUUGGGAAUCUCUUGCGUAACACUUCUACUCUAUUUUCUCUCUCCUCACUCAGGUUGUUUGAGGCGGUUGAGUUGCGCGGUUUCGUAAUUUUAAAACGUAGCAGAAAGGAUGUUUUUCAAUGGAUAUCCAUACCAUGGAGGAUCAUUUGAGCAGUCUUAUCGAUGUUACCCAGCAUCCUUUAUAGAAAAGCCGCAAAUUGAAAGUGGCGAUAAAAUUAUAAUGCCUCCAUCAGCUCUUGACCGUUUGGCUUCUCUUCACAUUGACUACCCAAUGCUUUUUGAGUUGCGAAAUGAUGGUGCGAAUCGAGUCUCCCAUUGUGGUGUUUUGGAGUUUAUUGCUGAGGAGGGCAUGAUUUAUAUGCCAUAUUGGAUGAUGGAAAAUAUGCUUUUGCAAGAGGGAGACAUUGUCCGAGUUAAGAAUGUGACUCUUCCUAAGGGGACAUAUGUCAAACUGCAACCUCAUACACAGGACUUCUUGGAUAUCUCCAAUCCAAAGGCAAUUUUGGAGACCACUUUAAGGAACUACUCCUGCUUGACCAGUGGAGACAGCAUAAUGGUGGCAUAUAACAAUAAGAAGUAUUACAUUGACAUUGUAGAAACAAAGCCUGCUCAUGCAAUUAGUAUCAUUGAGACAGAUUGUGAGGUGGACUUUGCCCCUCCUCUUGAUUAUAAAGAGCCUGAAAAACCUGCUGUAUCUCGUCCUGGCAAAGCAUCAGCUGAAGACGAAGAGACUCCAGUUGAAACAGAGCCCAUAUUCAACCCCUUUACUGGUGUUGGAAGGCGUUUGGACGGUAAGCCUGCACAACAGACACCUUCUCCAGCUUCUACCUCGGCAUCCAAAGAUAAGCAGCCGGCUCUUGCCUCUAGGGCUGGGCAGUCUGCUGCAGGGUCUAGCUCACAGAGCACGAAUCGCCAAUCACAAGGAAAGCUUGUUUUUGGUUCAAACGCCAAUCGUACUCCUAAGGAGGCACAAAAGGAACCUGCCAAAGAAAAGAAACAAGAGGAGCCCCAGAAAGAAGACCCUAAGUUCCAACCUUUUCAAGGGAAGAAGUAUUCACUGAGGGGUUGAUGUUCUGAUUAUUAUGCCGCUUCAGUUCACUGUCGCAGUGAUGAUUCCGGUAAAACACCAAAAUUGAACCCUUUGGUUGUACCAUCAAUUUGUUAGAAUAGAUUCUUAUUUUGAGUUGGACCACAAAAAAAAGAAAGUAGUUGCUCCCUGUUAUAUAAAGUUAUAGACUUAAAUGCUCGUGGUCCAUGUGCUCAAUCUUCAUCAAUCUACACAAUUAGCAAAAUGCUCGAAAUGGUUUUCCUUGAAAUGUCAAGAUCUGAAUUCUGUC